AUAUAAUGAUUUGUAUAACAACGUUAAGAUGGCGUUGAUUGAACUAAGAUAAAAUUAUAAGAUAAUCAUGUACAAUUGAGUCAACAAAUAAAGGACUAAAAUCAAAAAUAAAAUAUCGCUAACAAAUUUAAUUAAAAUCAACUAAAAACAACGAACAAAAAAAAAACAAAAACCAAACCCAAAGAUCCAACAAAAAAGAAAAAACUAAAAAAAAUAUAAGAAAACAAUAAAUUUUUAUUCUAUACGAAUACUUAAAUUAAGCCACAUAAUAAAUCAACAUACAUAUAUACAAAAAUUUAUUCCAGUUAUAUAAUAUUAAAAGUAAUUGAUUUCAUUAUGAAUGCUCAUUAUCAAACUUAUUCAAAUUUAUCAUCACCUCAUUCACCAAGUCCAGAUGAUAAUGGAAGUUAUACAACAUUAUCUAGUCAUACAACAGGAAAUUCAAAUGGUACAAAUAAUGGAAUAGGUGGAAUUGGUGGAGGUGGUGGUAGUGUUGGAAGUAAUGGUAGUAGUAAUGGUGGUGGAGGUGGUAGUAAUAACAUUGGUAAUACUAGUAAUAAUAAUAAUAUUAUUAAUGGUAAUGGAAUUAAUACAAAUAAUAAUAAUAAUGGUUGUAAUAUUGGACUUGGUAAUAAUACAACAAACAGUAAUCAUAUGAAUGGACAUGGAAAUAAUAAUAAUAAUAAUAAUAAUGGUAUUAGUAUUAGCAGUGGUAGUGGUAUAAAUGGUAAUAAUAUUGGUAUUGGUAAUUGUAAUGGUAUCAAUAUGGUACAUCAUCAAAAUGGUAAUCAUGAACAACAGCAUAUGCAUAUGGAUAACGAUCAACCAGAUUUUCAUCAUUUAAAUAAUAAUAACAAUAAUAAUAACAGUAAUAAUCACAAUAGUUCAAUUAAGAGUUGUGCUGGUUGCGGAGGUAAAAUAUUAGAACGUUAUUUGCUACAUGCAUUAGAUAGAUAUUGGCAUAAUUCCUGUUUAAAAUGUUAUUGUUGUGGUGCAUUACUUGCUGAUAUUGGUUCUAGUUGCUAUACAAAAGCCGGCAUGAUACUAUGUAAAUCGGAUUAUACAAGAAUGUUUGCAACAGCACCAUGUUCAUCGUGCGGACAAAUAAUUGCAGCAAAUGAAUUUGUUAUGAGAACAACAAUACCAAUUUCAAAUAAUCAAAAUUCAAAUUUUCAUCAUCAACAACAAUUACAGCAACAACAUCAUCAAUCAAAUCAACAAAUGCCAAUAUUACCAGAAAAUCAAAAACCAUUUCUAGGACAAAUGGAACAUCAUGUAUUUCAUUUAAAAUGCUUUACAUGUUCAAAAUGUUCAUCACAACUAAGACCUGGUGAUAGAUAUUAUAUGCUUGCUGGUAGUCUAGUAUGUGAACCAGAUUGGCAUAAAUUACUUAAAAAUACAACACAAAGUCCACCAAUACGUAAGGGAAAAGUUGGUAGACCAAGGCGAACAAGAGACUGAGAUGCUGUUAUACGUCUUGGAAGACCACCAAAAAUUAAAAAAGAAUUAUUAGAAUUGGAUGCAAUUAAAAAUAAUAAAUUAAUAUCAUCAUCUUCAUCACAAUCUAUAACAUCGUUAUCAUCUUCAUCAAUAUCACAUUAUAAUCAUAAUAACAAUAAUAAUAAUAAUAUAAUAUGCAAUGAUCAUAAUAAUAUUAUUGAAACAUCAAAUUCACAA
This is a messenger RNA of Condylostylus longicornis, 1677 nucleotides long. RefSeq names its product GATA zinc finger domain-containing protein 14-like. The transcript has 5 exons. The record is from RefSeq and is a predicted model, not a curated record. Bases 337 to 1461 code for a protein of 374 amino acids. Lineage: Eukaryota; Metazoa; Arthropoda; Insecta; Diptera; Dolichopodidae.